CAAAAAUUCAGUUUGGUGUCUAAUUUUAUUUUCCCAGUGUUUUUAUCUUUUGGGAAAAAGACGAAAAAAGUCCACAAAAAAUUGCUUUCUGUGGCGAUUUCCGCUGGAGGGAGUCAUGCAGAAGUACGAGAAGUUGGAAAAGAUUGGUGAAGGCACGUACGGGACGGUGUUUAAGGGGAAAAAUCGCGAUACUCUGGAGAUAGUGGCGUUGAAGCGUGUCCGGUUGGAUGAGGAUGACGAGGGGGUACCGAGUUCAGCUUUGCGGGAAAUUUGCCUCCUGAAGGAGCUGAAACACAAAAACAUCGUCCGCCUGUACGACGUCCUGCACUCAGAUAAGAAGCUAACGCUGGUGUUUGAGCACUGUGAUCAGGAUCUCAAGAAGUACUUUGACAGCCUCAAUGGGGACAUUGACUUGGACGUGGUGAAGAGCUUCAUGUACCAACUGCUGCGUGGAUUGGCCUUCUGCCACAGCCACAACGUCCUCCAUCGUGAUCUCAAGCCACAGAAUUUGCUCAUCAACAAGAAUGGGGAGUUAAAAUUGGCUGAUUUUGGCCUUGCGCGGGCUUUUGGGAUUCCAGUUAAGUGCUACAGUGCCGAAGUGGUCACCCUGUGGUACCGUCCACCUGACGUCCUCUUCGGCUCGAAGCUCUACACAACGAGCAUCGACAUGUGGUCAGCGGGAUGCAUUUUUGCGGAGCUGGCAAAUGCCGGACGACCCCUUUUCCCGGGAUCCGAUGUUCUGGAUCAGCUCAAGAGAAUCUUCAAACUUCUCGGGACACCAACAGAGGAAACCUGGCCCGGUGUUACCCAGCUGGCAGACUACAAACCCUUCCCACUCUACCAUCUCACAACGUCCUGGAGUCAAGUGGUGCCACGCCUAAACUCCAAGGGGCGCGAUCUCCUGCAGAAACUCCUCGUAUGUCGUCCCAAUAUGAGAAUAAGUGCCGAACAAGCAAUGGCACAUCCCUAUUUCAGUUCAAAUUGAGAUCUUUCCCCGCGGAAGGUUACAAAAGUUCCCUCGUCGACAAUUCUUACAAUAUUAUACUCUGUCUCUCCAAGAAAAAAAAAAGAAACCUAUAAAUACU
Molecule: messenger RNA, 1085 nt
Organism: Lutzomyia longipalpis
Lineage: Eukaryota; Metazoa; Arthropoda; Insecta; Diptera; Psychodidae
Gene: Cdk5
Product: cyclin-dependent kinase 5 homolog
Exons: 2
Coding region: 116-985 (289 amino acids)
Biological process (GO): axonogenesis; neuron apoptotic process; synaptic vesicle transport
Cellular component (GO): nucleus; cytoplasm
Molecular function (GO): ATP binding; cyclin-dependent protein serine/threonine kinase activity
Source: RefSeq, a predicted model, not a curated record